GGUUAAAAUAGCCACCCGUCAUGGAAAACGACACAAGUCCCAUUGGUUGGAAGCGCAGGAACAAGGCGGCACCUCGGUCCGCUCUAGCUCGGUGAACUGGCUGCUGCCAGCCACAGCUUUAGGAAACGUGGCUUUAGCGAGGCGGUAGCGGCGUAGAUGAAUGAGAGACACGCAGGGCGCUCCUCGUCACUCGCCCAAGCUCCGUUACAACACGACCGCUGACGGUCCGCGCGAUCAUCGGCGAAAAUGGCUGAAGUUGAACAAGGGUCGGUUUUGCCCAGCGAAGCUCCUAUUUUGGACGCCCUCAACGCCACGGACUCCAACGGGACCGAUGCGGUGAACGCCACGGCGGCAAAAUUCGUGGCCACCCCGGAGGGCACGGCUCUGGCGUACGGCAGCUUGGUGUUCAUGGCCCUCCUGCCCAUCUUCUUCGGAGCUCUGAGGUCCGUCACCUGCUCCAAAUCCAAGGUGCUUGGAGAAAAUGGUUGCGAUUCUGGGUACAGAAACUCAUCAGACAUGCCAGAGACCAUCACCAGUCGAGAUGCAGCCAGGUUUCCCAUCAUUGCUAGCUGUACUCUGUUUGGACUCUACCUCUUCUUCAAGGUGUUUUCUCAGGAGUACAUUAACCUGCUACUUUCAGUCUACUUCUUUGUCUUGGGAAUCUUGGCUCUGUCUCACACCAUGAGUCCUCUUAUGUCCAGGGUAUUUCCAUCUUCUCUCCCUAACAAACAGUACCAACUGCUCUUUACUCAGGGCUCAGGAGACUCCAAGGAAGAGAUAGUCAACUAUGAGUUUGACACCAAAGACCUGGUAUGUCUGCUCAUUAGCAGCGUGGUAGGAGUCUGGUAUUUGCUCAAAAAGCACUGGAUAGCAAAUAACCUGUUUGGCCUGGCGUUUGCCCUAAACGGUGUGGAGCUGCUUCAUCUGAACAAUGUCAGUACCGGCUGUAUCUUGCUGGGGGGCCUGUUUGUCUACGAUGUCUUCUGGGUGUUUGGAACUAACGUCAUGGUAACAGUUGCCAGGUCCUUUGAAGCACCUAUCAAAUUGGUGUUUCCUCAGGACCUGUUGGAGAAGGGUUUGGAGGCCAGCAACUUUGCCAUGCUGGGACUUGGGGAUAUCGUAAUCCCCGGGAUCUUCAUCGCCCUGCUGCUGCGCUUUGAUGUCAGUCUAAAGAAGAACAGUAGGACAUAUUUCUAUUCCAGUUUCCUGGCCUAUAUCUUCGGCCUGGGCCUCACCAUCUUCGUCAUGCACACCUUCAAACAUGCACAGCCAGCCCUGCUGUACCUGGUACCAGCCUGUGUCGGCUUCCCAGUAAUCGUAGCUCUGUUCAAAGGAGAGCUUACAGAGAUGUUCAGGUAUGAGGAAGUUUCUCCAGAGGCGAUGGAGUCAAAAGAGGACUCCCCAGAAUCUGAUAAGAAGGACCAAUAGCAUUCAUCGUUGCCCCUCCCGCCCCAAAACACCUUCAUCCAAUCUGCUGCCGCCACAUUUCACUGUUGCCCAGCCCCACCUGUUUUUUCUUCUUUGUCGCUUGGGGACAGGGGGGUCGUGUUGCCAACGUGUUGUGUAUGGUAACCAUGGGAACGGCCGUUGGUCUCCGUGGUAAUGGCUGUUGUGGUGGUGGUGGUGGUGGUGGUGUAUACUGAAGGUUGUUUGGUUACAACAGCCUUGGUGCCUACCAUGAUUUCCUCUCUUCCGUCUGUCCACUGCAGUCACAUAGGAACAGCAAGUUUGAUCUCGUAACCUGAGGCCUGGUUCAGGGCCACAGAAAAACCUUAAGUCUGACCUUCUCAUGGAUGUCUGGACAGGAAGUGACCUCACAGAAUCACAGUCCUCCCUUUUUACAGAAAAACAUCACACAUCCGGGUCUCAAACGGCUAAGUCAGAUGUAUGUGUGUGUGUGUGGGUGUGGGUGGGUGUGUGUUCUACCAGAUCUAACUUUGCAGCUACAGCCAAAUAACCAGCUUUAAUCUGGUCACCGGUGGUCAUCUGGUUUCCUGUUCCUAUGUAUCUGCAGCCUAAUUCACCAGCCCUUGGGCUUGAGUAGACCUGAAACAGUUCAUUUCAACUACCCGGGGAGAACUUGGUUCAGCCUAAAAGAUACUUAAAACAACCGCAACUAGACAACUGUUCCAAUGUUUGAACAAGUUCUCGUCAGGUUUGUAUGUUGUUGUUUUUUUUAUAAUAAUAAUAAUCAUUACAUUUAUAUAGCGCUUUUUUAGACACCCAAAGCGCUUUACAGUUUUUUUUUUUUUUUCUUCCUGAAUUUGAUUGAAGAAUCACAGGAAAGUUUGGAGGACUUAACAGCUCACAUACUCCGGUUGUGUAGUUGGUCAAUAUCAAAAUUAUAUAUCUUUAGGGAAGCUCAAAACCUCUGCUGUUAACUCUGAACAUGCACAUCAUUCUGUUUAGAUGAUGGGGCUUGGUGGCCUGGAAUGAACUGAUAGGUGUGUGCGUGUGUGUGUGUGUGUCAGGGCUGGGUUUCUGCUCUCUUGUUGUCUUGUUGCUUUUGUGAGUUUUACUUUUCCUCUAAAAGGCCUGAACUUUAAGACAAAGGUAAAUUUAAUCGAAUUUUGUUUUACCUCUUUUUGGAUGGGGGGUAGGGGACUGAGCUGCUUAGGGAAAUGGAAUCGACGAACAGCUUAUUUUUUUCCACAGCCGUAGAUGGUUUGUCGAAGUUGGACGAUAUUACUGUACCUCGUUGAGAAUUAAGUUCUUUGUGUAAAUGUGUGUAAUGGCGUCCUUCUAUGGCGUCGCCAUGGCUGAUGUGCAGACCAGCCGGUGGCGACGUGGAGAAGGAUUGUAGCGCCAACAGUGUCAGCUUUUCCAAACUGCAGAGACUGAACUGUAGGAUUCUCAUGUUGUGGAGUCUGGUUAGCAGCUGGUGAGCAGAAGAUUCCUGCUUUGAAUCUUGCAAGCGUUGCUGCAGGAGUCGAGGUUUCUCACCUUCAGCCUGUUGGCUGUUGGGUAAUUCACUUCUGUCUGAAUACGGAAGUUAAUUAAGUUUGACCGUUGAUACAGUGAAAACGGGCUUAGGUGAAAACAGCCUGUGUCAUAUCCUGUUAAGUAGUAGUUCUCCAUCAUAUGUGAGUGCAGCUUGUAACACCGCGGCUGUCGGUCACAUCUUACGUUUGACACACAGGGGGUGUGAAAGUGUCAUAUUCAGUCGCACCCCCGUCCCCGCAGGGCCAAAUCUGCGUGUGUGUGUGUGUGUGUGUCAGAAUUAAUUGUAAAGCGCUUUGCGUGGCUGUUGAAGCUAGAAAAGCGCUAUGGAAAAUGCAGCUUGCGUGAUUGCUUGAAUAGUAAAGAUGGUGUUUGGGGAAAAUUCCCAGGGUACUCAUUAUUUGUUAAUAUCCUGAUCAAGAGCCUCAAUUUAAAAACAUUUUUUUUUACUCAUAAAAGCAGUUGUGAUGUCAUGAAAGACCGAUGUGUGAAUGUGUGUUACUGUUUGAAUGUGAAGCAGGGCAGUGCUGAAAAGGGAGUACUAGCUCAGCAAAAGCCUUCUUGGGGCAAGUAAAGAGUUAAUUUGAAAGACUCCAUAGAAACCAAAGGGACCAAAUGUUUCCCGCAGCUACUCUCCUGGUCUAUUUUAUCACAUUAAAGCUGUUAAUAAGCCGGAUGUUAAAUAGAGAUGACAUCCGCUUCUGUAAAUUAAAUCUUUUGUUUUUGUUUCUACACUACCGUUCAAAAGUUUGGGAUCACCCAAACAAUUUUGUGUU
This is a messenger RNA of Lampris incognitus (smalleye Pacific opah), 3716 nucleotides long. It is a transcript of the gene hm13, whose product is annotated as histocompatibility (minor) 13. Lineage: Eukaryota; Metazoa; Chordata; Actinopteri; Lampriformes; Lampridae. The transcript has 12 exons. Gene Ontology annotation, cellular component: cytoplasmic side of endoplasmic reticulum membrane; membrane; lumenal side of endoplasmic reticulum membrane. Gene Ontology annotation, biological process: membrane protein proteolysis. Gene Ontology annotation, molecular function: aspartic endopeptidase activity, intramembrane cleaving. The record is from RefSeq and is a predicted model, not a curated record. Bases 247 to 1428 code for a protein of 393 amino acids.